Molecule: messenger RNA, 1209 nt
Organism: Trifolium pratense (red clover)
Lineage: Eukaryota; Viridiplantae; Streptophyta; Magnoliopsida; Fabales; Fabaceae
Exons: 1
Coding region: 1-1209 (402 amino acids)
Source: RefSeq, a predicted model, not a curated record
AUGGCAAUAGGAACACAAACUGCCAUAAUCAACGCUCCGGAACACCUAAAAUGUAAAUUACUAGCCGGCACCUUUAAAGACGUAGCCUUGCGCUGGUAUAUGAAUCUUCCAAGAAAUUCAAUAGAAAGUUACGCUGAUUUUCACAAAAAGUUCAUCCACCAAUUCGCUGGAUCAAAACACGUGAAAGUCACGUCAACUAGUCUUUUUUCCAUUCGCCAAAACCACAACGAAUCGUUACGCAGCUUUCUCACCAUAUUCUGCGAGGCCACCAUUAAGGUUUCGAAUCCAAACCAAGAGAUGUUCGUGGCGGCUUUCCACAACGGACUGAGAGCAGGGCAUUUCAACGAAUCCUUAGCCCAAAAACCAGCAUCAUCAAUGCAGGAGGUAAACAAGAGAGCGGAGUGUUACAUAAAGGGCGAAGAGAGCAACGCCGAGAAAAGGCAAAAAGAUGCCAAGGAGAAAGAAUAUGUGAGCCGUACUACAAAAGCGCCAGAUCACCAGCGACAAAAGGCUGGAGGCCAUCAAGGAGACUCAUGGCAAAGGCGCCAUGGUAAGCCCUACCAUCAACCAUCAAGAAGAGAGUUCAGAAACCAUCCCGCCAGUGGAGAAUUUACGCCAUUAAAUACGUCAAAAGCUUACGUAUUAGACGAAAUUCUUGCGAGCGGGUUGGCAAACCUCCCCGCCAGGAGAACCACCAAUAUCCCCAUGGGGCUCGACGACAACGCCUGGUGCUCCUAUCACAGAUGCAGAGGUCAUUCUACGGAGAAUUGUUUCCGCCUGAGAGAUUUGAUCGAGGAAUUGAUAAAAAGCGGCCACCUCCGGAAGUUCAUUGAAGACGCCGCACAUGGCCGAGUCGUCGUGCCCAAAAUCCCUAGGAAAGAACCGCGGAAUACUCCCGGGCCAGGUAAGGAACCUCCCAAAGGAAGGAUCUCUGUGAAUACAAUAGCGGGGGGAUUCUCAGGAGGAGGCGAGUCAAGCUCGGCGAGGAAGCGAUAUGUGCGCCGCGCAAUCUCAGAGAUAUACCUCGUGAGACAACCGCAAUCGCUCGCCAUCCCAGAUUUGGCAUUCACAGCAAAAGAUGGACUUAAGGUGGCACCUCACGAUGAUGACCCUUUGGUAAUACAAGUCCAAAUCCUGAACUGCGACGUAAAGAGAGUAUUGAUCGAUUCAGGAAGCUCAGCAGAUAUUAUGUACUGGGAGGCCUUUUAA